Cuscuta europaea is the source of this 2092-nucleotide messenger RNA. NCBI's taxonomy places the organism in Eukaryota, Viridiplantae, Streptophyta, Magnoliopsida, Solanales, Convolvulaceae. The record is from the annotation of a GenBank genome assembly.
GAAAAUAUAGUUUUUUUUCUCUUAAGUAGCAUCAAUGCGUAUACACAACAAAACAUGUGUAUAUUUUUGCGUAUACAAUUUCAUAAUUCUAACCUCAUGUAACGCACAGAUGCAAGACUAGUUUUUUGUAGAAAAGAGAGAGCGACAUUACUUACUUCUUAAGUAAAAGCACUAUUUUUUGACAUGAAAGGAGUGUGCUAAUACUUAAAAAAAUGUUUUUCAGCUUUUGACUUACAAAACCUGAAAAGAUGUAUUCAAAUGAUUGUUUCUGCUUAAAUAAAGCACUUAAAAGCUAAAAGCUGCAAUUAUGUGGAAAGGUGCUUUAAAUGACUUUUUACUUUUUCUAUUACACAAAAAACACUUAUUUUACCAAACACUAUUAACAUGUACUUUUUCUAAAUCAUUUUUUUCUCAAACACUACGACUUUUACCCUUAAUUACUUUCUCCAAAAUCAGUUCAAGUAAUCAUCCUUUCUUUUAAAGUAAAAGCAAUCAAAAACACUCUCGAAAUUGUGCUUUUACCCCGAUGCCCCACCUCCUCCAGUGAUCCCACAUACAGAACAAAGAUUGACUUUUUUGUCAAAAAAAUCCAUUACGUAGUGUAACUUGUAACAUGUGGUUGUGUAACAAGUAACAAGUAACAAGUGCUUUGAUUGUGCUACGCAGUUCUUGGUUGAAGUCGUUUUGGACCGUUUGGUGAUGGAUGGAGUUAGGUGAAUUUUGUGUACUCCUUUUACUUACUGCUGCUAUAAAUUCCACUCACCCCUCACCACUCCAACCCAUCUCUUUAACAAAACCUUCAACCCUAAAUUUCUUUUCUUCACCUCCAAAUUUUAAAACACAGCACUUUAACCCCAAAAUGAAGCUCCCCUGUUUUUUAAUGCUUUUACUUUCGCCCCUCGUCUCUUUCGCCUUCACAGCACUCUCCGACUCAAACAAUAACCCCGUCUCCGACGGUGCUUCGCCGUCGCCGGUCCUCGAUGCCGAUGGCGGAAGCUUGCAAGCAGGCGCCAGCUAUUUUGUCCUGCCAGUCACACAUGGAAGCGGCCGCGGUCUCACCUCCGGGGCUGGUGGCAUCAUCCAAGAAGCCAGCGAGGUCCAGACCGGGUUUCCGGUGGCGUUCUCACCCGUCGACAGCCGGACCGGUUGGGUACCACUGUCAACCGACGUCAACGUGAAGUUCUUCGCCCCUACGGUCCGUACCAACGAGACGGGUUGGAUGAUCGGGAAGUACGACGAGCUGCUGAAGCAGUUUUUCAUCGUCACCGGUGGCGAAGAAGGGAACCCCGUGCCGGGGACCGUCGCGAACCGGUUCAAGAUCGAGAAGCACGGGUCGGAUUAUAAGUUCGUGUUCUGCCCGAGCCGGGUUGUGUGCCAAAACGUUGGGGUCUUUGUUGGACCGGCAGGAGACCGGUUCUUGGCCCUGACUGAUGCUCCGCUGGUGGUUACGUUCAAGAAAACCAGCUUCCCCCCGUUCAUUCCGACUCCGUUUCCACCGGGCCCGGAUGUCCCGGCACCGCUUCCACUGGCUCCGGUCGUUCCGACUCCGUUUCCACCGGCUCCGGUUGUUCCGGCUCCACCGGCUCCGGUUGUUCCGGCUCCACCGGCACUAGUCCCUCCGCCGCCUCCAGCCCCGGAUGCUUCAUCGGCUAUUUCUCACGCCAAGUGGAUUUUCUACAAUCACGUCUUCUUGACAUUUGCGGUCUUGUGCUUUUUCUAGAUUCGUCUAGUUGACUACCGCAUAAGUACUGUUUGUUACUACUUAGAAUCAUGCUUCUUCCACGCGCUUAACACGCUAUUUUACGCGUUCAAACGGCAUUGUUCUAAUGGUUAUUGGUUAAUUAGACUGGUCAAGUGUCGGGGUGUGGUGUAACCCUGACCUGACGUAUUAAGAAUAAUGCAAACGUUUUAGCGGCUUUGCAUUGCUAUAGUUCUGUUACGUUUCACCGUUUGUCAUGUUCGUAUGGUUGUGCCGAACUCAUGUAUGGUGAUUUAUAAAUUAUUAUAUUCUAUGGUUUAAACUUUAAAUUAAUUCCGGAGGAGUAUUUGUUGGAAAAAGUGUGUUAAAAGUGUAUUAAAUGGUUAUUUUGGG